This is a messenger RNA of Neurospora tetraspora, 956 nucleotides long. RefSeq lists its product as uncharacterized. The transcript is spliced from 2 exons. Bases 294 to 707 code for a protein of 137 amino acids. The record is from RefSeq and is a predicted model, not a curated record. NCBI's taxonomy places the organism in Eukaryota, Fungi, Ascomycota, Sordariomycetes, Sordariales, Sordariaceae.
GUACAAUUUGGACAUCAUGAGUGUCUUCAACACAGCUUUGUAAGGGUCCAAGUCAAGGGCGACGACGGUGACGGCAUCCAGGCCAUCGCUAGCGCAAUCAGACAAAGCUGUCGAAAAAGAGUGUCAAGAACAGGGGGAUGUCGAGAAGAAACGGACACGAGGGGAAAAAGUAUAAGUAGUUGGCCUUCUCGUGCUCUACAAGAACAAAACUCAUCAUCCAACACAGCACAGAAAACAAAACAUCAAGAAUAACACAAUAGCCAAGCUCGGAACACCAAAACACCAUCACCACAAUGAAGUUCACCACCACCCUCGCCGGUCUCACCGCCCUCUUCGCCAGCGCGGCCCCAGCCUCUGCCCAGCAUGCCACUUCGGCUACUGUCACUGGCUUCUCUGCCACUCGCAACGCGACCCAUAUUAACUACCGCGCCACCAUAAACGUCCUCCCCGAAAACGCCCUCGCAACCUUCACCCACUCCACGCCCGGCACCGCUCUGCCCACCAACAGCGGAGCCUGGACUUCCACCGACCCAAAACUGGUCCUGCGCUUCAACGUCGUCAGCGCCGUCAACCAGGUGCGCGUGUUGCUGAGCGAUACGCAUGUGGUUGCCGCGACGGUGAACUUGGAUUACUUUAGUCCUUAUAGCGAUUGGGUUGGUGCUGGGAGUGCUGUUUAUACUGGGCCUGCGGCGUUCACGCUGGACUAAGGGACACAAGAGACUGAGGAUCUUAAAAUUUUGACGAGGGGGGAAUGGGGGGUGUUUGCAAUUGGGAAGGGGGGAUGGGGAUUGAGGUGGGAUAUAACUGGAGUUUUGGAAUGGGGGAACACGGCGGGGGAAAUCCCGAUGCAGUGGUAGGUAGCCGGUAGGGAAGGAAGGGGAUAGUGGAACUGAGAAAAUAUAUCAAGAAAAGCCUUUCGGCACCAAAAACAUCUCAGUCCCGUAAAAAUGUUCCAA